Molecule: messenger RNA, 3743 nt
Organism: Wyeomyia smithii (pitcher-plant mosquito)
Lineage: Eukaryota; Metazoa; Arthropoda; Insecta; Diptera; Culicidae
Product: cGMP-dependent protein kinase 1
Exons: 9
Coding region: 543-3479 (978 amino acids)
Biological process (GO): protein phosphorylation
Molecular function (GO): cGMP-dependent protein kinase activity; ATP binding
Source: RefSeq, a predicted model, not a curated record
GAAUCCCGCACUUUACUGAUACUGUCGCUGGGAAGGUGUACCAGUGUUACUUGUGCAACGGUAGACAGUUACCUUCGAGAUAUCAAGUCAACCUAACGUCUUAAAUAAAGUUUUUUUAGGUUUCCUAACUUCGCGCUUCUGAAAAUGUGAAGGAAACGGAUAUAUAUCCUCUGUGUAGCCUUUGAUGUAUCCGCUUUUGAAUUAACUCACGUGAAUAAUAGAUUACGUGUACAAUCAAAGGAAAAGUGUAAUAAAUGAGUAAUUUCAGUGAAGAAUUUUCCAGAGAACGACGACCGGAGUGAUAUUACUGUAGCGCUGUGUUGAAUAAAAGCGAAACGAAGGUAUAUAAAAAGGUGCUGUCAUAACGUGAAAACAAAUAAAUUCAAAUUCAUGUGUCAACCUCGACAAGAGCGUUCGUAGGAGAAUUUUAUCUUCCCUCUGUCGCGAAGUGCCCUCGCGUAUUUGUAGGCUGUAGUGUACAAACCGUGUGGAUUAACUUUUUAAGGAAAAAAAAAGAAAGGAAGACCGAAAGGAGCAAAGUGAUGGCGUGCUUCGCAAAAUUUUUCUCCAGAAAGCACGGAUCAUUUAAUCUACCAGAUGUAGGAAUCAGUAACGGUGGCAUUGUGCCCGUUCGAUUAAGCACCAGGAUCUACGAUGAGGAAUUUAACCCGCCUAAGUAUGAAGCAAAAUCAAAUGGGAAAUUUUCACCUCAAGGAACAGAACGAGAGUCUGGACUGGGCAGCCUGGAUGAGCGAUUGAAUGGUCACAAUGGAACUGCUUGGGAUGCACGGCCACAAGCAACUCCGACAGUUCAACCACAACUGGUGCGGAAAACGCCAAUACUGGACAUAAGCGAUCGAAUUAGCGCCAGCUCACAGGAAAACGAUCGACACAACAAUGGCUUAGAAUUGCUCAAGGAAAUUCAGCAAACCAAAAUACUCCUCCAGCUGGCUCUGGAGUCGAAACAACGAGAACAUCCCAGCGAUGCUGAACGGUUACAUUUAGUUAAAUUGGAGAAAGAAAUCAAAGAACUUCAAGUGAAAAUAAAUCGCUUCGAAAAACUGCGACCAGUUCAGGAAAAGUUAAUUGUGAAAGAAACGGCACCUGCUGCCGUGGAUGCCCCAGUGCCAACUACGAAUUUUACGGUUACUCAAUCGAAUCUCUCAUCGUCGUCUAAGUCACGGAAGCAAACUCCUGUGACACCCAAACCGGCUCAAUUUUCGGAGAUAUCAGAAACCUCAGAUGAUUAUUAUACCAUUUCUUCAGUCAAACCCGUUGAGGAACCCGUCUCGGAGGUUUUCAGUUCGGAGGAGGAUGAUCCGUUGCCUCCGCAGUUACCUCCUCGACAAAACUACGACGAUGAUACUUCUCAAGAUGAGGAACCUACGCCUCCGAAAUUGCCUCCACCGAGAAUGCUACCGGAGGUGGAUGAUUUAAUCAACCGAACUCAACACACUCCGCUACGGACCGUGGAAAGUGCUGUGAAAACGCCUACUUCCGAACCGUCCAGUGCACCACCGACGCGCGUCCCGCCAUCAGUCCCAGUAGAGAAGGAAACAGCAGUCGAAGCCAGGGAGUCACGCAAUUCGGAACCACCCCCGCGAAUCGAAGAACUGAACGUUAGUCGAAACGGUAUUCUGAGUAAAGUUCGCAAAGAGGGCAUCGUCUCCGAGAAAACUGAGCUAAAGAGCUCCCGAGAGAUCGUUAUUCCCAGCCAUCCGAAGCCACGUGAUGCCGAGGUACUGAUCAAGAAAGCGAUCACUGCCAAUGAAUUCCUGAACAAUUUAAUGGACGAGGAACGGCUGAAAGCCGUCACUGAUGCGAUGAGUGCCAUGACGUUCCCUCCCAAUAGCUACAUCAUAAAGGAGGGUGACAUUGGUGCGCACUUCUUCGUGUCGGCCAACGGAACCUAUGAGGUGGUGGUGGAGAACAAAGUCAUAAAGUCCUUCGGGCGAGGUGUCGUAUUCGGGGAGCUUGCCAUUCUGUACAAAGCGAAACGGUUUGCGUCCAUUCGGGUGACGACCGAAGCUAAAGUUUGGAUGCUUGAGCGAAGAGUGUUUCAGAAGAUUAUGAUGAAGAGCGGUCGAAAGGAACGAGAGGAGAAUGUGAAGUUUUUGAGUACGGUGUCGAUUCUGAAGGAUCUGGAAAUCGAGAAGCUGCACAAAAUUUCCGAUUUGCUAAAAAGGGAAUUUUACGCCACAGGUUCAACGAUCAUUCAACAAGGAGAUCCGGGAGAUAAAUUUUACAUAAUUCGAGGUGGCAGCGUAAACGUCAUUAAAACUGACCGAAAUGGGGUCGAUAAGCUGGUGGGUACCCUGCAAAGGGGAGCAUACUUUGGCGAGCAGGCCCUGUUGCACGAAGAUCGACGGUUGGCCAGCAUAAUUGCCAACCCUCCUGGUACCGAAUGUCUAACGCUGAACAGAAUAGCCUUCAACGAAUUUCUGGGAGGCUUGGAGAAACUGCGUGAAAUAAAACUUUCAGAUGAUAUGCCGCGAACUUCGGACAAUCGAAAAAUAGUUUCUGAAUAUGAACAUAUCCAGUUGCAUGACCUAACCUACAUUGGGACGCUUGGUAUCGGGGGUUUCGGACGGGUCGAGCUUGUGCAGUACCAGAGCCGGCAAACAUUCGCCCUCAAAUAUCUCAAGAAGAUCGAAAUGGUUCGGCAACAGCAGCAAGAACACGCUUAUAGCGAGAAGGACAUCAUGCUGAGCUGUAACAGUCCGUUUAUCGUGCGACUGUACAAAACGUACCGCGAUAAGAAGUAUCUGUAUUUUCUAAUGGAAGCUUGCCUCGGUGGUGAUGUAUGGACCAUUUUGCAGAAAAAUAAAUAUUUCGACGAACGGACGGCCCGGUUUAUGACUGGUUGUGUAGUAGAAGCAUUCGAGUAUCUACACAGUCGAAACAUGAUAUAUCGGGAUCUGAAACCAGAAAAUCUAAUGCUAGACGAGAAAGGCUAUAUAAAGCUGGUUGACUUCGGUUUCGCCAAGCGAAUUGGGGCAAACCAGAAAACCUGGACCUUCGCCGGAACGCCCGAGUAUGUGUCCCCGGAAAUUAUCCUCAACAAAGGACAUGACCGAGCGGUUGACUAUUGGGCCCUGGGGGUUUUCAUUCACGAGCUGCUGGUUGGGAAGCCGCCCUUCCGGGGGAAAAAUCACAUGAAAACGUACAACGCCAUCCUGCGAGGAAUUGAUAUUAUAGAGCUACCUUCACGUAUCCCGAAAAAAGCGCAGGUGCUGAUCAAAAGGCUCUGUCGGCAAACACCAGCGGAGCGACUGGGCUACGGGAAAAAUGGCAUUGCUGACAUUAAAAACCACCCCUGGUUCGCAGGCUUCGAAUGGCAACGGUUGAAGGAUCGCACCCUGCUGGCACCGCUGGUCCGACCAAUCCAGUCAGAUACGGAUCUGUCCAACUUCGACGAAUACCCGAAGGACCUGGACGAGCCCCCGGAUGAGACGUCCGGGUGGGAUAUUAAUUUUUAAUUCCAAUUGAAUCUAUAUGGAACUAAUUAAAAUUAAUAAAUACCACUGCUGUACGAGUGUAUUUAAUCACGUAUUUAUGUGCUUGUUUGCUUAUUGCGAGUGCACUAAAUGGCUCCUCCUGAUGGUCAUCUUCGUUUAAACAAUUUCGGGUUUUAAUUGUAUCAGUACGGUAGGAACAAAAGAGUUGUUAAAAACCAUUGCGUACCGGGUAGCGAUGAUAAUUUAUUGAGUUGCAUUGCAGGCUUUCAGAGUUCAUGGUUGUUU